Messenger RNA from Zea mays, 2808 nucleotides. Its product is annotated as CO(2)-response secreted protease. Bases 83 to 2554 code for a protein of 823 amino acids. Gene Ontology annotation, molecular function: serine-type endopeptidase activity. Lineage: Eukaryota; Viridiplantae; Streptophyta; Magnoliopsida; Poales; Poaceae. The transcript is spliced from 6 exons. Gene Ontology annotation, biological process: proteolysis. The record is from RefSeq and is a predicted model, not a curated record.
GUGGCGACCAGAGCGAGUGUGCUAGUGAGCGUGCGUCGCGUCGUGCACUGCAGUAGCCUCAGCUCCUGUCUCGUCUAGAUCGAUGGAGGUUGCCACGCACAUGGCAAGGUCCAGCACCGUGUACUGGUCGCUGCUCGCCGUGUUCUCUUGGUUGGCCGCCGCCGGCGCAGGCCUUGGCGACGGCGGGAGGUCGCCGCCGCAGGUGUACGUCGUGUACAUGGGCGCCGUGCCGCCCCGGACAUCCCCCAGCCUGCUCUUGGAAAGCCACCUGCGCCUCGUCAGCACGGUACUCAAGAGGGGCCGGAGGGCAGACAGCUUAGUGGUGCACCAGUACAAGCACGGCUUCUCUGGGUUCGCGGCGCGGCUGUCCAAGGACGAGGCCGCCGCGCUGAGGCGGAAGCCCGGCGUCGUCUCCGUGUUCGCCGACCCGGUGUACCAGCUGCACACCACCAGGUCCUGGGACUUCCUGCAGCAGACGACGACGGCCGUCAAGAUCGACGACGCCGCCGGCGCCGGCCCUGCUAGACGCAGCGGCAACAAGAAGGGUAAGGCCGCCGCACCCGCCAACGACCCGUCGUCGUCGUCUCCGGCGGCGGACACUAUCAUCGGGCUGCUCGACUCCGGCAUCUGGCCCGAGUCACCCAGCUUCAACGACGCCGGCUUUGGGCGCCCACCCAGCCGGUGGAAGGGAGUGUGCAUGGCUGGGGAUGACUUCAACUCAUCCAACUGCAACAAUAAGCUGAUCGGCGCGAGAUACUACGACCUCAGCAGCGUAAGGGGGCCGGCACCGAGCGGCGGCGGGUCGCCGCGGGACGACGUGGGCCACGGCACGCACACGUCGUCCACGGCCGCCGGGAGCGCGGUGACCGGCGCCUCGUACUACGGCCUCGCCCCGGGGACCGCCAAGGGGGGCUCCGCGGCCUCCAGGGUCGCCAUGUACCGGGUCUGCUCCCAGGCGGGCUGCGCGGGGUCGGCCAUCCUCGCCGGCUUCGACGACGCCAUCGCCGACGGCGUCGACGUCAUCUCCGUCUCGCUGGGCGCGUCGCCCUACUUCCGCCCGGACUUCUCCGCGGACCCCAUCGCCAUCGGCUCCUUCCACGCCGUCGCCAAGGGGGUCACGGUCGUGUGCUCGGCGGGGAACUCCGGCCCGGGCGCCGCCACCGUCGUCAACGCGGCGCCCUGGAUACUCACCGUCGCCGCCACCACCAUCGACCGCGACUUCGAGUCCGACGUCUUGCUCGGUGGAAAUAACAGCGCCGUCAAGGGUGUAGCUAUAAACUUCUCGAACCUGGACAGAUCCCCCAAGUAUCCAUUGAUCACCGGCGCAGCGGCGAAGUCCAGCUCAGUUUCUGACACCGACUCAGCAAGCCACUGUGAGCCCGGCACGCUGGACAGCAGCAAGAUACGAGGGAAGAUCGUGCUGUGCCACCACUCGCAGAGCGACACGUCGAAGCUGGUGAAGGCGGACGAGCUCCAGAGCGCCGGGGCGGCGGGGUGCAUCUUGGUGAUGAACGACAACGAGAGCUCGGUGGCCACCGCCUACCUCGACUUCCCGGUCACCGAGGUCACCUCCGCCGCCGCCGCGGCGAUCCACAAGUACAUCGCCGCCGCCAGUUACCUGUCACGAAAUGGACGCAGCGAACCGGUGGCGACGAUCACGGCGGCGGCCACCGUGACGGAGUGCAAGCCGGCGCCCGUGGUGGCCUACUUCUCGUCGAGGGGGCCGUCGGGGCAGACCGGGAACGUGUUAAAGCCGGACAUCGCAGCUCCGGGGGUGAACAUCCUGGCGUCGUGGAUCCCGGCGUCGUCGCUCCCGCCGGGGCAGAAGCAGCCCUCGCAGUUCAACCUCGUGUCCGGGACGUCCAUGGCCUGCCCGCACGUCGCCGGGGCCGCCGCUACCGUCAAGGCGUGGAACCCCACGUGGAGCCCCGCGGCGGUCCGGUCGGCCAUCAUGACCACGGCGACCACGCUGAACAACGAGCGCGAGCCCAUGACGACGGACUCCGGGUCGCCGGCGACGCCGUACGACUACGGCGCCGGGCAGGUGCACCCGGCGGGCGCGCUGGACCCCGGGCUGGUGUACGACGCCGGGGAGGACGACUACCUCCGCUUCCUCUGCAACUACGGCUACAACGCGUCCACUGUGAGGCUCGUCGCCUCCACCCUCCCCAGCGGGUUCAGCUGCGCGGCCAACGUUAGCAAGGACCUCAUCUCCGACCUCAACUACCCGUCGAUCGCCGUGACGGGGCUCCUCGGCAAUAAAUCGGCUGCGGCGGGCCGAAGCCGGACCGUGACCCGCACCGUCACCAACGUGGGGGCGCAAGAGGCGGCCUCCUACACGGUCGCCGUCAGCGCGCCGCCCGGCCUGGACGUGAAGGUCACGCCCAGUAAGCUCGAGUUCACCAGAGGCGUCAAGAAGCUGGCCUUCCAGGUGAGCUUCUCCCGUAGCGGGAACGACGACGACGCGGCGGCGGCCAAGGGCGCCCUUUCGGGCUCCAUAACAUGGUCAGACGGAAAGCACAUGGUCCGCAGCCCGUUUGUGGUCACCAGCUGAAACAUCAUGGCAAUACCUGACGCGCAGGCACGUCAAGAAAUGCUGUGAUCUCAGAUAUAAAGUAUAGGAUACGAUGUUGAAAGCCACUGCUAGUGGCAAACUCAGAAUCAUCGAAGAUUCUGAAACUGGGCCUUCCAAAACGCCUUGGUCAGAAAUGACGGUUAAACAUUCUAAUAUAAUGUCGAAACCUUAGGCUCAUGUACAAUGGGAAAUAGUAAGCAUCAUGACAGCUGGAAGUAUUCAGUGGAACUCGA